This is a messenger RNA of Paramecium octaurelia, 1760 nucleotides long. Lineage: Eukaryota; Ciliophora; Oligohymenophorea; Peniculida; Parameciidae. The record is from the annotation of a GenBank genome assembly.
AUGUUCUUUAAGGAAAGGAGGGCAUCAUCUAAUAAAAAAUCAUAUCAAGGCUAUGAGGAUACCAAAAUUCAACUUGACUUAAUUGAUAAAUUCAUUAAUCCUUCAUUUGAAAAUCCCAUUAAUCAUCAACCUAGUAAAAAAAGUGGAAUAAGACAAAUAAAUAAAAUCGAUAAAUCUCUUCACAUUCCUAAAGUAGUCGUAUUUCCUGAAGAUAAACUAAAUGAAGAAGUGGCUCAAAUGUAAUAAGCAUUAGAUCAAUAAAGCCAAACUCUCAAACAACUCUUGAAAGAACAAUAAGAAGUAACAUUAUAAAUGGAUAAUCAAGAUCAAUAAAAAUCAAGCUCUAAAGUAAAAACUUGAUUGCCUCAAAACUCAAGUGCAAAACCUCCAUCUUAAAUUGCCAAAGCUUCCCCAAUAUGACUAAUUGUAUGAAAUCAAACAUGAACUCAACUCAUUAAGAUAUUCCUUUUUUCAGCAUUCCCCAUAAAAAUCCUUUUUCUAACCCCCUUAGAUCAUCUAUUAACAACUGCCCUAACCUAUUUCGUAACAAUAAUUUUUAUAAGCAUACCCUCCUUAAAGAGGCUAUCAUCCCUUACAGCAUUUAAUGAAUCCCUAUUAAAAUCCCUAUAACCCCCAUUCACAUAGGGUUAAAUCCUACACCAAAGACAAAUACGCAAACUUAAAAGGUAAAAAGAAAAAUAAAAAUUAAAACAAAACUUAACAUUCUGUCUCAUUAGUUUCUGAUUCAGGGGAAAGUAGUUGUUAAUCCAUCCCAUAUGUUUCAAAAAAAGUACAUUAAAAACCCAAAUAAAAGUUUUUCACCAAAGUAUUCUUACAUUAUAGUUUUAUAGGAUCCAGAAAGUCAAGAAUAAAAGAAAGUUGAAAAAUCUAAAUUGAAAAAUAUAUUCAAUGCAGUGAGAUUUGCAAUGAGAUGGAAAAUCUACUGUAGACCCAAUAAAAUCUUAUGGAGAAAGCUAAUUAAACGUUCAGUUGAAUGCAAAUCUAUUAUCUAAAAGACAUCAUCUCCAGUAAUAAUGAAACGAAUUAGAGAUUGGUGUAAAAUGGUAUUGGCAAAAGUGGAUAAUUAUUUGAGCAAAAUCAAAGAAAUCGAUUUUAUUGUAAUUACUAUGUCAUAUCCUUAGAAUCCAGAAAAAUUACUGACAGAAAAAGAAAUUGAUUAAUCAUUUAUGUAACUUACUAUUUCAACUAAAUAUUUAAUGACAAGUUUACUAACAUAUUGUACAAAUGAUUUUCUGAUCCCAGAAAUUAAAUAUUUAUCCUACUUACAGUUCUUCGAAGAACCCAAUAUCGACAGAGGCCUAUUUAUAUCCAAGCGAGUAUAGUUUUGGAAGGAAAAUCAACUAGACAUGACUAAAAUUCAAUAAUAAAUGAUCAUAGGCGAUCUUGUUAUUAUAGUACAUAUUUUACCUGCUUUAUUGGAUAUUUAAGGAUCUUAUUUUCUUAUUAAAUGCAUGGUAUCAUUAGUUUAAAUUCAUUUUAUGAAAUAUUUUGACCUAAAAAUUGUAAAUCCCAAUCCAGAUUAUAGACUUAUAUAAUUAAAUGUAAAAGAUAUCAAUGGAAAAUUCUAAGCGAGAUUAUAAAAAGUUGAAAACCUUGAGGAUGAUAGAUACAUCAUUGGAAUGUAUGAAGAAUAGAAGUUUCAAUAAUUUUUUCAAAAAAGGCCUUAUUUUCAAGAUGAUAUGCAAAAUGCUCUUUCUGAAAUACAUACUAACUUACUAUAAGCAUUAAAUGGUAAAUGA